AAAUGAGAAAUACAUUCAUCUAAGUUCAGAUAGUUCUCAACGGUUCACGAAAUGAGAAAUAUAUUCGAUUACAAAAACUACUUUUUUGCACAUCACGGAUUGGCUAUGGAGAUGGGAGAGGUGGCUUUGGCUUCUCUAUUUGACCAAAGGGCACAUUGUUGAAUAAACUUUACGACACUUGGAAAAUCGGAGGGCGAACCCAUGAACACCCAUCAUUUCCAUUUUAAUUUUCUCGGAGGCUGCGUUUCCGGAUUAUCGGACUAUGAGAAGGGAUUAUCACCUUUUAUACAAUCAUCAAGUGAAGUUUGUAGAUUCCAGAGCUCAUUUGAGGAUGCAUGAACUGUAAAAAGGAUCGGCGAGAAGCCUUUCCUUGGUUCUUCCACAUUCAGAUAAUUCCUGGAGAAUUUGUACAGCGGUUUUCAACUCAUUAUUUGAUUUUUACAAUUUGGUUAUAGAUAAAUGGUGCUUAAAGAAAGUUGUAGCAGCCAUUAGUAUGACAUCAUUGAGCUCAGAUAUUUUCUAUGACAUAUUACGACGUUUAGAUGGACCAACUUUGGCUAGUGCAGCCUGCACUUGUGCUGCAUUGUGUUCCCUUUCAAAAGAAGAAAAAUUGUGGGAAAAUGUUUGUUCCUCCAUGUGGCCUUCAACUUCUAGGGACGAUGUCAAAAGCCUGAUAAUAUCAAUUGGAGGAUUCAGAAAGUUUUAUGCAGAUUGUUUUCCUCUUAUUGUAAACAAGGAAGUUAUCGGGUAUCAGUGGGGCAAUUCUCCUGAAUACCCUGAUGAAUUGACCGAGGCCGAGUAUUAUGGUGACAUGGACGAGUUGGAAACUACUUCUCCCUCAGAUUUUGUCUCCCUAGUUGACAUCAAGUACAAAGAUAAAACAAUAUGCUCCAGAGUUCUUUGGGGAAUUCCAAAUGCAAAUGGCUUCAAUGGUUGGUUUUACAACUGCCCAUUCCGAAUUGAUCUUCUUACUUAUGCGUCGAGAGAAGACGGUGAUCAUGAAGUUGCUCUUUCUGUUUCUGAUGGUCUACCACCUAUAAUGUCCAUGGACAGGGAAAGAAAGGGUGGUAAGUUAUGGCAGGAACUUCGUGACGAACUCCGCCUUAGUUGGAUUAUUGUAAAUAGGAAAAUGAAGCAAGCUGUUAACGUUGCAAGCUGGAGACCUCUUGGUGGACAAAGGCAUUGGCCUACAGACCGGGAUUUCGUCAUUCGUUUCGGGUCCAUUCUUCCUGCAAAAGACAUUCUUCCAUGUCAAGUGGUAGAAUGCAUCCUUAGCAUGAAGUUUAGAGCCAUUUAUACAGAGGGAGAGGAAACUCAAACAACUCUUAAGCUAACAGAGCUCAGCAUGCAAUUAGAAGACAUGGAGGGUGCAUACGUAAACGGGCGAAACAGUUUACUCAUACUUAAGGAAGCUCUAAGUUGUCGUCGGAGUAAAAAUUACAGCGAAGUUCUGGAAUCGUGUCAUUUGUACUCGAGAGUGCAGAGCGAACUGAGAGAGGAGAAGAUGAGGAAUGAAAGCAGGUUAGAUAGACUUUGCAUACUAAGUGGCAUUGCUGCAUUCCUCACAUUCUGGUACUACAUCUUGUGACUUUGACUUGUAGAGUAAAAUGUUCCAACUAAUUACCAAAAUUUAUACUCUUUUGAUGUAAAUUGCAAAAUUGUAUAAUGAAACAAAGAUCUAUAAGUAGUUUUCUAACUUGGUUAUCACCAUGAACUAUCUGUUAACAGUAGUAUGGUACUGUAUCCUUAGUCCUAGUGUGACAAAUAAAUGGGAAAAUUUCUGGUA
This is a messenger RNA of Momordica charantia (bitter melon), 1786 nucleotides long. RefSeq names its product F-box protein At2g27310. Lineage: Eukaryota; Viridiplantae; Streptophyta; Magnoliopsida; Cucurbitales; Cucurbitaceae. The record is from RefSeq and is a predicted model, not a curated record. Gene Ontology annotation, molecular function: protein binding.